AUGUGUUUUUAAGUAAAUUUUGAUUCAAAACAUGUAAAUAUUUAUUUUAAAACAACAAGAAAACAUAUAAAAGAUUGUCUAUUGUCUAUUAAUCAUUUAUUUUUGGAUAUACUUUAGGAAUCUUAAUAUUGUCGAUUUUUGCUUGGAAUGUUAAAAAUUAAAAAUAAUUGAUUAGUAAUAUAGUGAACUUACUUUACCAUAUAUUGACAGAAUAUAAAAAUGGGAAAUCGAUCCAAUAUAUGAAGUAUAUAAAUAGGAUAUUUGUGAAUCUGAUUCUGAAGACUUUUUUAAAUUGUAAUAUGGUUAGAUUUAUUAUACAAAAUGGGUGAAUUCAAAUUAAAUAUUUUCUCUUUGUUUUAGAAGAUUAAAAGAUUAUAACUUUGUAUAAAGUAAGCAUUAUUAAAUGAUUAUAGAAUACUAAAUAUAUCCAAAAUGUUUAGAUAAUGAAGAAUUAUGUGGUGGAGUUUAUGUUUAGAAUAAAUAUUGUGCUCCAAAAGGAUAAUGUCCAAUAAAUAGUAUGUUAUUUGUAACUGGAGAAGGUAUAAUAGAAUAUUAUGAAAAGAGUUGAAGAAAAUUGAUAAAACGAAAUAUACAAAUUAGAUAAAAAUAAAUGAUAAUUUUUAUUUGGUUACAUCUACUUUGGCAGAAUAACUACCAAUAAAUUAAUUAUAAAUUUAUGGUACAAAUCCAUGUGUUAUUAAUUAAUAUUCAAUUUAUGACACAAUAUUUUCAAAUGCAUUUUGUGAGAAUGAUACAGCUUAUAUUCUUUUGAAUUAAAUAGAUGAAAUGACAUUUGCAACUUCAAAUGGAUUUACUUCCAAUACUGCUGAUAAGUAUAUAAAUAAUUAUUAUUAUAAGGGUUGGUGUGUAUUCUCGAAGUUACACAUAAUAUAGUAUUGAAUGUAGAUAAUAAAAUCUAAUAGGUUGGGGAAUAAGAACUUUAAAAGAUAGUAAUGCAAUUUAUCCAGUAUUAUCAAUAUUAAUGAUAAUGAGUAUAAUUCAUUUUGGUUUGAUUGGAUUUGUUUAAUCAUUGUAUUACUUUUUGUAAGUUCAAUAUUAAGCUCCAACAAAUAAAAGUGUUCAUUAAGGAUUAUUAAUUGUUAAGAUAUUUAUUUAAUAUUUUCAUUCAACUAUGAUUACAUUAACAUUUGGAUUAUGGGUCGAUAUUAGAUUAUUUUUAUAGAUAUCUUCUGAUUUAAAUUGUAGUGAUACCUAAACAGAAACUUUUAUUAAUAAUGAAUUAGAUAAUAUUGAUUCAUAAUGGAGAUUAAGUUUUGUUAUGUUUUUAAUGUUUGUUGUAUUUGCUUUACUUGAAUGCACUGCAUUUUCUUUUUGUUUAGAUAAAAAACUUAAAUAGAAAAUUGAACCAAAAUUUAGAUUAAUUACUUUUUCCACAGUUAAUUAAUCUUAAUUAGGAACAAAAUCAGAUAAUUCCAAUUUAUAUAUGUAUUUUAAGCCUUAAUUUAAUUUAUAAUAAGAAUUGAAUCUUUAACAAUAAUUAGGAGCUAAAUAACUUGAUUAAUCAGAAUUUCCAAAUCAAUUCUUAGAAAAUUAAUAUUAAUUAAACAAUAAUGAGCCUUCAGCUUCUUUGGAAUAGUCUAAUUCUAUUGAUCCCCCUCUUUAAUAGUCAAUUUAAAGUCCAAUUAAAUAGUAAUCUUUAGAUUAAUAAAAAAACUAUUAAGCCCCUUAUAUUUCAAAAAUGCAGUAAAAUUAAAAUUAAAGAGUUAUACAAUAGGUAAAUCUAACACCAUAACAAUAAAUUGAUUUAGAAAACUUUUAAUCAUAAUAAGUGCCUAUUUAGAAACCUUCUUAAAAAUAUGAUAAUAUUGAUGAUCAGAUUGAGAGUGAAGAACUAAACAAUAGAACUUAUUAAGUUCACAAAUGA
This is a messenger RNA of Paramecium sonneborni, 1885 nucleotides long. The record is from the annotation of a GenBank genome assembly. NCBI's taxonomy places the organism in Eukaryota, Ciliophora, Oligohymenophorea, Peniculida, Parameciidae.